Capsaspora owczarzaki ATCC 30864 is the source of this 2211-nucleotide messenger RNA. RefSeq lists its product as hypothetical. The transcript is spliced from 4 exons. Gene Ontology annotation, cellular component: plasma membrane. The coding region runs from base 60 to 2090 and encodes 676 amino acids. Lineage: Eukaryota; Filasterea; Ministeriida; Capsasporidae. Gene Ontology annotation, biological process: glutathione catabolic process. The record is from RefSeq and is a predicted model, not a curated record. Gene Ontology annotation, molecular function: glutathione gamma-glutamate hydrolase.
CCCUUUUUGUUUCAUUGUCGCUUCUCCGCUCAGCCACUCAACUUCAACAAGCAAACAGCAUGUCGCGCAGCAGCAGUGGCGGUGGUCGCAGCAGUCAUCGCAGCACAUCUGCCGCUGGCGACGACCAUCAUGACGACAGGGGCCUUGGUGCAGCCGCUGCCGAGACCCACAACGAGCGAGCGAGCCUCAUUGCUUCCUCGUCCUCGUCCUCGUCCUCUGGCGUCGUGACCAUUGCGCCGGACUCCGGGUCCCGACGGCGCCCACCCCGCGGCUCCACUGCUUCGUCAUCGUCGUCGUCGUUCGUGUCCCGCCUCUUCCAGUUCUCGAGACGAAAGGUGUUUGCGCUAUUGCUCGUCCUCGCGGUGAUUCUUGCCGUGGUUGGAGGACUGGGAUACUUUUCGUCUUCGUCGUCGUCAAGUCAACCCAUCCAAUUCCAAGGCCACGGAGCCGUUGCCGCCGAUUCAACCUACUGCUCUGAGAUUGGCGCGGACAUUCUGCGCCAGAACGGCUCGGCCGUCGAUGCAGCCAUUGCAUCGCUGCUCUGCAUUGGCGUUGUCAACUCCCACUCCUCUGGCAUUGGCGGUGGCGGUUUCAUGGUCGUCCACACGAAUGAUACCGACGUCGUGAUUGACUUCCGCGAGGUCGCUCCGGCGGCUGCCUAUGUCGACAUGUUCAAAAACUCGUCCCAACUGUCGCAGGUUGGUGGGCUUUCGGCGGGCGUGCCCGGAGAGCUGGCAGGCAUGGCCAAAGCACACGAAAUGUUUGGCAUUCUACCAUGGGCCAAGCUGUUUGCGCCUGCCAUCAAGCUCGCGCGUGAGGGAUUUGUCUUGAACGAGCACCAAGCGGCUGCAAUCACGUCCGAGCUCACGUACGUCCGCGCCGAUCCCGGCCUUCGUGCUGUCUUUAUCAAGGCGAAUGGAGAUCCUCUGGCCGCGGGCGAUGUGUGCAUCCAUGCGAAUCUCGCCAACACCCUGGAGGCCGUCGCGACCAACGGAAUUGACAUUUUCUACAAUGGGUCGAUUGCGCACCAGAUUGUCGACGACAUUAAUGCCAACGGCGGCAACAUGACAUACGAGGACUUUGCCAACUACCGGCCAGUCAUUCGCCAGCCGCUCGUUGCCUCGUACAAUGGCUUCAAGCUGGUGACGGCUCCGCCGCCGGCGUCGGGCGGUGUCACCAUCUCCGUCCUCAACAUUCUGGACGGGUUUGUCACGGCACAGACCAAGGCUCAGGAGACGGCGCGCCGACACCUCUACUCGGAGCAGACGGAGCCUGGACCCAUGCAGCCCCGAUCCCUCUUGGCCGUGCAGCGAACGACCGAGGCGUUCAAGUUUGGGUAUGCCUUGCGCACGCGCAUUGCCGAUCCCUUCGACACCGAGUAUGCGGAUGAUAUCGCUGCCACGCUGGCCGAAAUGCAGAACGUGACGGAAGCCCUGAACAAGCGCUUCCGGAUUCACGACAACGAAACGUUCGACCCAGAGUACUACGGCGCCAUUUACGACGUCGAGCCAACGCGCGGCACCACUCACCUGUCCGUCCUCGGCACCCGCGGCGACGCUGUGGCGGUUACGAGCACCAUCAACACGUACUUUGGCGCCAAGUUCACCUCUCCGUCGAACGGCGUCAUCCUGAACGACGAGAUGGACGACUUUUCGUCGCCCAACAUUACGAACGCGUACGGCGUGCCACCUUCACCCGCCAAUUUCAUCAAACCGGGCAAGCGACCGCUGUCCUCCAGCGCGCCUACCAUCGUGUUCAACGCCAAGAACGAGGUCUACAUGGUUGUUGGCGCUUCCGGCGGCACGCGCAUCACUACCUCGACCAUCCAAGUCAUGCAGUCUGUACUCACCUUUGGCGAGGGCAUCGACGAUGCCAUCACUCGCCCGCGCCUCCACCACCAGCUGCUGCCCAAUAUUCUCAUGCUUGAGCCGGCCUUCCCGACAAAUCUGUACACGGGGAUGCAAGCGAUUGGCCACAACGUGACCACGUCCACCUCCAUUGCGGUUGUUCAGGGCAUUGUGCAGUAUGCUCCCAAUGUGAUUUAUGCCAAGUCUGAUCCUCGAAAAGGCGGCGAGGCUGUUGUAUUCUGAAUGUUGUUUGCGUUGUGUUGAUUUUCGUUGUGUUGUUUUUCAUUGUGUUUGUGUGGUGAUUGACUGUAUCUUCUUCUCAAAAUGCUCAUUUUGUAAUUGCACCAUCAGUCUUUGAUUCCCC